AUGCGUUCCCUUUUCACAGCUCUAUGCACUUGUAUCUUCAUCUGCCUUUCAUCUGCUGCUACUAUCAAGUAUGACUGGCAUGUAAGCUGGAUCACUGCCAACCCUGACGGACUGCAACCACGUCCUGUUAUUGCCAUUAAUGGAAACUGGCCUUCUCCUGCCCUCAGGGGAAUGGUCAACGAUACACUCGAAGUAACCGUUCAUAAUGAACUUGGAAAUCAGUCACUAUCGAUGCACUGGCACGGAAUUCAUAUGACGGGUAACAAUAAAGACGAUGGAGUUCCCAUGGUGACACAAUGUCCUAUUAUCCCGGGGGCAUCAUAUACAUAUUUCAUUCAGCUCCGUCAGCCAGGGACCUACUGGUACCACAGCCAUUCCCCGAGCCAAUAUGUCGAUGGUCUUCGUGGUCCCCUGAUAGUUGAUGAUCCCCAUUCUCCCUACACUGCCAAAUGUGAUGCCGAGUUGGUCAUGACUGUCUCUGAUUGGUACCAUGAACAAGGAGCAACACUGCAACAAUACUACCUCUCGCUACCAGGGAAUCCAAACGCACUUGAACCAAUUCCUGUUUCUGCUCUAAUGAGUGACCAAGAAAGGCCGACCUUUCCUGUUGAAGCGAAUAAGACUUACUAUCUGAGAAUUAUUAAUAUGUCAGGAUUCGCCCAAUUCUACUUUCAUAUUGAUGGUCACAAUAUGUCCAUUAUUGAGGCAGAUGGCGUCUAUUCUGUUGCUCAGCCAGUUGAAGAUCUAUACAUUGCAACUGGUCAGCGUUACGGUGUCCUCCUAAAGACAAAACCAACUGCAGAUCGGAACUUCGCAAUUCUGGGAGCAAUGGACCUCAAAGGGUUUCCAGGAUCUGCACCCCCGCCACCCCAUCCAAAUGUGACAGGAGCACUGAUUUAUAACCGUCAUCUCCCAUUUCCUUCGACGCCGUCUGUGGAGACUUUUACGACAUUUGAUGACUUCUGUCUAGUUCCAUUUGACCAAAUUCCUUUACUCGGACCGCCUGAUCAACAAAUCGUUCUCAACUUGAGUACAUUCUCCCAGCUGGUCCCAGGAAACGAACAAAAUCGUGCGGGCUUCAAUAAUAUUACCUUCAUACCACAGAAGGUCCCAUCUCUAUACACUGCUCUGUCAGGUCACCAGUAUGCUCUGAAUCCUAUUGUCUAUGGAAAUCAUUCAAAUCCCUUUGUUCUUAAGCCAGUGGUGCUUAAAAAGGGCGAGGUUGUUGAAAUAGUCGUGUACAACUAUGAUACUGGAAUACAUCCGAUUCAUCUUCACGGCCACACUGUUCAACUAGUGGGUCGCACCAAUAGCACCUGCAACAAUAGUCCUAUCCCAAUGAGGCGUGAUACGUGGAUGGAGCCGCGCUGGAAUUCGUCAGACACGAACCAUCCCUCCACCACGAUCCGGUUUCAAGCAGAUAACCCAGGGGUAUGGUUUUUCCAUUGCCAUAUGGAGUGGCAUUUGGUGGCGGGAAUGGAUGUUAUCUUUGUCGAAGACCCAUUGGCUAUUCAGAACGCACAGCCAAAUAUCCCAACUUCAAUGGAGGAAAUUUGCAAGAAGCAGAACAUACCACUCAAAGGCAAUGCGGCUGGGAAUUAUCCGGACUUUUUGAACCUCACAGGAGAGGUAGAUAUAGCUCCGAUGGAAUGCGGGGCUGCUUAUCCUCCGUGUGUGGAUGAGUCGUGA
This is a messenger RNA of Penicillium waksmanii, 1689 nucleotides long. RefSeq lists its product as uncharacterized. Bases 1 to 1689 code for a protein of 562 amino acids. Gene Ontology annotation, cellular component: high-affinity iron permease complex. Lineage: Eukaryota; Fungi; Ascomycota; Eurotiomycetes; Eurotiales; Aspergillaceae. Gene Ontology annotation, biological process: cellular response to iron ion starvation; reductive iron assimilation. The transcript is spliced from 12 exons. The record is from RefSeq and is a predicted model, not a curated record. Gene Ontology annotation, molecular function: ferroxidase activity; copper ion binding.